AUGUCAGAUCGUGAGCGUGAUCGUAGUGCGAGCCGUCGCGGUAGUCGCAGCCCCAGUCAUGAGCGUCGCAGUGACCGUGAUCGGAGUGAUAGUAGACGUCGUGAACGAUCUCCUGACGAGAAUACUCGGUUGAGGCUCGAAAUGAGAACAAUGAUAGCUCGUCUUAGUGCGUUAGAAAAUAAGUCUAGGGCUACAUCUAUUCCAGCGCGUUCGAGUGAGCACAUGGCGGGUUCUAGUGUUCGUGAUGUGUUAGUGUCAGAAAAUGUGCAAGAUAGAUCGCCAUCGCGGCGCCGGCAAACACGAUUGUUAGGGCGCAAUAUCUCGCGAUCGCCUGAUCGCACGGUUUCACGUAGUGUACGUCGUCCGUUGUCGCCGCGGUGUAGGUCAAGAUCCCCUAAUAAGUAUACGACAUCGCGGUCGCGUGACCACGUGUUGCCUACUCGAGAAGUUAGUCAACGCCGACGUUCUCGAUCCAGAUCGCCACGUCGUGGUAGCGAGGUGGAUGCGUCGAUGCAUUCUACCAUUACUGAUCGUAUUGUAGAUGUGAUUAAUUCUAUUAAUAACGCGGGUAGAUUUAGCCAACACUUUUACAUUUCUAAUUUCGAUCCCGACCUACACAACAUUGAUGAUUGGUGUGCGGAGCCGGUGAACAAUUCGAAAAGUUCUAUGUCGCGUUCGGUUCCGUAUAAUAGAACCAAAGAUAAACAGAGCUUUGACGUUGCUAGACGACGUAGUAGUGAUAUAAAGUGUUACUUGUGCGGACAGUUGGGGCAUAGGCAGGCUUCGUGUACUAAACGACCUAGAGUUGAUAGAGGCUCGAGCAGUUCUGCAGCCACUUCUAAUUCCGCGACUCCGAAGCCCGCUUUUGUGCCGACUAGAUACGAACCGUGCUCGUUUUGUAAGAAACCAGGGUUGUUGUGCUUUGUUUGUGUGCUCGGACACUGUCUUGGAGUUGCUCAGACAUGUGGUCCUGGAGCUGUGUACACGCAGGGUCAUGCCACGAGUUGGCCUCUGACGAGUCGUGAUGCAGAGGACGAGGAGUCGACAGCUCCUAGCGUUACCCAGCCUUACAAUGUUGACGUUCCUGGUGACGCGAGUGAGCCGCAACCUAGUACGUCAGGGACGCAGAUACAUGGCGAAGAGCCUGCUGCGUCACCCACCUUCACGUCGAGCGAUGACAGCACAGAGCCUUCGAUGCCAAUGCUGGAGACUAAUCUCCAGAGU
This is a messenger RNA of Brenthis ino (lesser marbled fritillary), 1224 nucleotides long. The record is from the annotation of a GenBank genome assembly. NCBI's taxonomy places the organism in Eukaryota, Metazoa, Arthropoda, Insecta, Lepidoptera, Nymphalidae.